This is a messenger RNA of Tribolium castaneum (red flour beetle), 1310 nucleotides long. RefSeq names its product Alpha-methylacyl-CoA racemase (gene Amacr). Bases 140 to 1276 code for a protein of 378 amino acids. The record is from RefSeq and is a predicted model, not a curated record. Gene Ontology annotation, molecular function: alpha-methylacyl-CoA racemase activity. Gene Ontology annotation, cellular component: mitochondrion. Gene Ontology annotation, biological process: bile acid metabolic process. The transcript is spliced from 2 exons. NCBI's taxonomy places the organism in Eukaryota, Metazoa, Arthropoda, Insecta, Coleoptera, Tenebrionidae.
UCCAAGUCAAGUGCAAUAAUUAAAGUUGUGAGGCUAAUUGAACGUUAAAAAUUACCAAACAAGCAAAAAAUUUUAAAAUUUUUGCUUGGAGUAAAGUCCAGCAUGAUUUGCAUUAUGCGUAUGAAAACAUUCGUUUCUGAUGGCUUUGCGAGGCAUCAGGGUGCUAGAGUUGGCCGGAUUGGCCCCAGCCCCCUUUUGUGGUAUGGUCUUGUCCGAUUUUGGGGCUUCUGUUUUACGUAUAGACAAGGUUGGGGCUAACAUAGACCUUGACUGUUUGGGUAAUGGCAAAAAAUCAAUAGCCUUGAACUUGAAGGACCCAAACGGAGCGAAGAUUGUGAGAAAAUUGGCCAAAACCAGCGAUGUCCUGAUUGAGCCGUUUAGAAAAGGAGUAAUGGAGAGGUUGGGGUUAGGUCCUGAGACCCUCAUGAAGGAAAACCCGCGCUUGAUUUAUGCCCGGUUGACGGGCUGGGGCCAGACCGGGUUGUAUAGCGCGAGGGCGGGUCACGAUAUAAACUACUUGGCGUUAUCAGGGCUAUUAUCACUUUUUGGGCGAAAGGGCCAAAAACCAAUUUUUCCUGUGAAUCUGGCCGCUGAUUUCGGAGGCGGGGGGCUGAUGUGCGCUUUGGGGAUUCUCUUAGCGCUUCACGAGCGUCAUUCGUCCGGUUUGGGGCAAGUUAUAGAUAGCAGUAUGGUCGAAGGGACGGCCUACUUAGGGAGCUGGUUGUUUCGUUCUCAGAAACUCCCGAUUUGGGGGAACGAACGUGGAAGUAAUCAGCUGGACUCGGGUAGUCAUUUUUAUGAGGUUUAUGAGACAAAAGACGGGAAAUUUGUCUCAGUGGGGGCACUAGAACCACAAUUCUACGAAAAAUUGUUACAAGGUUUGGGUUUGAGUUACGAUGAAGCGCCACAAUUUGACGAUUACGAAAAGUUGAAAGUUUUAUUCGCGCGAAAAUUUAAAGAGAAGACGCAGGAAGAGUGGUGCCGGAUUUUUGACAAAGCUGAUGCUUGUGUAGCCCCAGUUUUAACGCUUGAGGAGGCUCCAGAGCACCCACAUAAUAAAGAAAGGGGGUGUUUUGCGAGGAUGGGGGAUGAUAUAAUCCCCAAACCUGCCCCGGUUUUAAGUAGAACGCCUGGAGAAGCGAGUGGGUUGAAAGCGGCCCCCAACUGUGGGGAACAUACGUGGGAUGUUUUGAAAGGGUUAGGGUACAGUGACAAUAAUAUCAAUGAUUUAGUUGCCAAAGGCACGGUUGAAUGUUUUAAUAAGUCCAAAUAUUAAUUUUUUCAAUAAAUACUGUUUCGUUUUUGAGCAA